Messenger RNA from Pipistrellus kuhlii (Kuhl's pipistrelle), 882 nucleotides. It is a transcript of the gene CRYAB, whose product is annotated as crystallin alpha B. Gene Ontology annotation, molecular function: structural constituent of eye lens; protein folding chaperone. The record is from RefSeq and is a predicted model, not a curated record. The coding region runs from base 214 to 741 and encodes 175 amino acids. Gene Ontology annotation, biological process: protein refolding; response to heat. The transcript has 3 exons. NCBI's taxonomy places the organism in Eukaryota, Metazoa, Chordata, Mammalia, Chiroptera, Vespertilionidae.
UAUUUCUCUUUUCUUAGCUCAGUGAGUACUGGGUAUGUGUCACACUGCCAAAUCCCUGAUCACAAGUCUGCGUGAAGGGGCGGUGAGCUGGGAUAAUAAAACCCCUGACAUCAUCAUUCCAGAAGCUUCACAGGACUGAGUAUAUAAGGGGCUGGCUGCAGCCGCAGCUGAAGGAGCCGAGCAGCCAGCCGACCCCGACACCCACCCGCGGCCAUGGACAUCGCCAUCCACCACCCCUGGAUCCGCCGCCCCUUCUUCCCUUUCCACUCGCCCAGCCGCCUCUUCGACCAGUUCUUCGGGGAGCACCUGCUGGAGUCUGACCUCUUCCCCACCUCCACCUCCCUGAGCCCCUUCUACCUUCGGCCACCCUCAUUCCUGCGGGCCCCCAGCUGGAUUGACACCGGGCUCUCAGAGAUGCGUCUGGAGAAAGACAGAUUCUCCGUCAACCUGGAUGUGAAGCACUUCUCCCCAGAAGAACUCAAGGUCAAGGUGCUGGGAGAUGUGAUUGAGGUGCACGGCAAACACGAAGAGCGCCAGGAUGAACACGGUUUCAUUUCCCGGGAGUUCCACAGGAAAUACCGGAUCCCAGCAGACGUGGACCCUCUUGCCAUCACUUCAUCCCUGUCAUCUGAUGGGGUCCUCAGUGUGAAUGGACCAAGGAAACAGGCCGCUGGCCCUGAGCGCACCAUUCCCAUCACUCGUGAAGAUAGGCCCGCUGUCACUGCAGCCUCCAAGAAGUAGAUGCCCUUUCUCUCAUUGAAUUUUUUAAAACGGGAACGUUUCUCCACCAGUGACUAAAACUCUCUCGACUAGUGCUGAAGCUUAUUAAUACUAAGGGCAGGCCCAAAUUAUUAAGCUAAUAAAAUGUCAUUCAGCAACAGA